AUUAAAACAUAGCAGUAAACGAUUGUUGAACAUCGAAACGCACCGGAGCUUUGAUGGUUUAAGAUUCAUUUAUUCAAGUCUUUACUGGGGAUUUACUGAGGGUCAGCUUUCGACAUGCCGUAUGCGAACCAGCCGACGGUGAAGAUCACGGAGUUGACGGACGAAAAUGUGAAAUUUGUAAUCGAGAACACCGAUUUAGCGGUUGCAAACUCUAUCCGACGUGUGUUCAUGUCAGAGGUUCCCACUAUAGCGAUCGAUUGGGUUCAGAUUGAUGCCAACUCUUCUGUCCUCCACGACGAGUUCAUCGCGCACAGAGUGGGCCUCAUACCCCUCACCAGUGAUGACAUAGUGGACAAGAUGCAGUACUCAAGAGACUGCACAUGUGAUGAUUUCUGCCCAGAAUGCUCUGUUGAGCUGACACUGGAUGUGAGAUGCACAGAGGACCAGACGCGUCAUGUGACUUCGAGGGACCUCUUGUCUAACAACCCUCGGGUCAUCCCCGUGACCUCCAGAAGUCGAGAUAACGACCCCAACGACUAUGUGGAACAGGAUGACAUCCUGCUGGUCAAGCUUCGAAAGGGCCAGGAGCUGCGUCUCCGAGCGUAUGCCAAAAAGGGCUUCGGCAAGGAACACGCCAAGUGGAAUCCUACAGCAGGGGUGGCCUUCGAGUAUGACCCAGAUAACGCGCUGAGACAUACCGUGUACCCCCGUCCUGAAGAAUGGCCUAAAAGCGAGUACUCAGAGAUCGAGGAAGAUGAGGUGCAAGCUCCAUACGACCCCAACGGCAAACCAGAACGGUUCUACUAUAACGUGGAGUCGUGUGGUUCGCUGCGGCCGGAGACGAUCGUGAUGUCGGCGCUCGCUGUGUUGAAGAAGAAGCUCAGCGACCUGCAGACGCAGCUGAGUCACGAGAUCCAGAGCGACGUCCUCACCAUCAACUGAACGCUGAACGCCGGGACAGAAGCUGCUCCGCGGACA
Molecule: messenger RNA, 978 nt
Organism: Electrophorus electricus (electric eel)
Lineage: Eukaryota; Metazoa; Chordata; Actinopteri; Gymnotiformes; Gymnotidae
Gene: polr2c
Product: RNA polymerase II subunit C
Biological process (GO): transcription by RNA polymerase II
Cellular component (GO): RNA polymerase II, core complex
Molecular function (GO): protein dimerization activity
Source: RefSeq, a predicted model, not a curated record